This is a messenger RNA of Melopsittacus undulatus (budgerigar), 1286 nucleotides long. It is a transcript of the gene GPX3, whose product is annotated as glutathione peroxidase 3. The record is from RefSeq and is a predicted model, not a curated record. NCBI's taxonomy places the organism in Eukaryota, Metazoa, Chordata, Aves, Psittaciformes, Psittaculidae. Gene Ontology annotation, biological process: response to oxidative stress. The transcript is spliced from 5 exons. Gene Ontology annotation, molecular function: glutathione peroxidase activity.
CCAGCAGCUAUUUCUCGGCUCUGGGGCCGGAGGUGGCAGGAGGCGGCAGGGAACGGGGGUUCGGGUGUGUUUGUGUGCCCGUGUCCCACCCCGGCGCUGUGAGCGGGGUAUCCGCGCCCCACACCUGCCCCAGACAUGGGGGGCUGGCUCCGCAGCGCCUGGAUUUUGCCCCUGUUCUUGGCUGGGCUCGUCCAGCCGGGACAGGGGCAGGAGAAGGAGAAGGUGAAGUGCUACGGCUCGGUGGAGGGCACCAUCUACGACUACGGGGCCCUGACCAUCGAUGGGGACGAGUAUAUCCCGUUUAGGAAUUAUGCAGGGAAGAUGGUGCUCUUCGUCAACGUGGCCACGUACUGAGGCCUCACCCUGCAGUAUCUUGAACUGAAUGCACUACAAACCGAGCUGGGGCCCUACGGGCUCGUUGUCCUGGGCUUCCCCUCCAACCAAUUCGGGAAGCAGGAACCCGGCCAGAACUCGGAGAUCCUCCCUGCGCUGAAGUAUGUCCGGCCAGGUGGUGGCUUCGUCCCCAAUUUCCAGCUCUUCCAGAAAGGGGACGUGAAUGGGGCCAAGGAACAGAAGGUCUUCACCUUCCUGAAGAACGCCUGUCCCCCGGUGGCAGAGGAGUUUGGGAACCCCAAGAACCUCUUCUGGGAGCCCCUGCGGAACCACGACAUCAAGUGGAACUUUGAGAAGUUCCUGGUGGGCCCCGAUGGUGUGCCCGUGAUGCGCUGGUACCACCGCGCCAACAUCGCCGUCGUGAAGAACGACAUCAUCGCCUACAUGAGGCAGCUGCAGGAGCAGGGCCAGUAGAGGCUGCUGGCUUGAGGGGUGCUUGUCCCCUCUGCUGGCAUCCCCAUGGCUGCUUUGGGGCUGGCUCCCCAUCCCAUCAUACAUCCCAGCAGCUGUCUCCCCCAUCACUGUUCUCUCUGGCACUCCCAGUGGCAGAGACCUCGGUGACGGGAAGGGGACAUUCCCAAUAACCCAUAGCCCACCCCAGCAGUGGCAUCUCAUCAGCUUUCCCGCUGCUCCAUCACCCCGCGUUGCCAGACAGCAGGAGGAUGCAGGGGCCCCUGCCCCUGGAGUGGAGGACCACGUCUCCAUGAAGGCUCGGCCCGAAAGCCCCGGCCUGGGGCGGGCCAGGCCUGAUCCCACCGAGCACGGAGCAGCUCUUCAGUGCAUUCAAGCCGCCCGUGGUGCCGGUGCAGAGACGCGCUCCUCUCCUGGUCAGGGGAAGCUGGCCCCUCGUCCCCAGCACCGAAAUGCCAAAUAAAGGCUCUGCAAAUGUGCAA